CGCGGUGUGACCGGUAAAUUGUGGCGUCACUUCCAGUGGUUUGAGUCGGCGGGAGAAGAUUCUUCCAGUACUUUCGGAAGCGUUUCAGUUGAUAGAGCUGCCGUGUCAGGUGUCAGUACGACUACUGAAGUGAAAGUCGUCUGAAGCUACAGAGGUGCCUCCCUGCUGAACGAGCCAUGUUGUGUUGGGGAAACACGUCGUUCGGACAGCUUGGGCUGGGUGGCAUCGAUGAAGAGGUGGUUUUAGAACCGAGGACGUGUAAAUUCUUCCAGAGCAGAAGGGUUCAAGAUGUAGGAUGUGGUCGUAGGCAUACUGUUUUUGUGCUGGAUGAUGGCACUGUUUAUACAUGCGGCUGCAAUGAUCAGGGCCAGCUAGGACACGAAAAAGGAAGAAAACGACCAGAACAAGUUGUUGCUUUGGAUGCUCAGAAUAUUACCGCUGUUUCAUGUGGUGAGAUGCAUACUCUAGCUUUAAAUGAUAAUGGCCAAGUAUUUGCUUGGGGCCUUGCCAAAGAUGGUCAGUUGGGUUUGGUUACAACAGAGGAAUUUGUCCGAGUUCCCAGGACUUUAAAGGCUUUGGUAGAAGUGCAGAUAGUACAAGUGGCCUGUGGUUAUCAUCAUUCUCUUGCUUUAUCAAAAGGAAGUCAAGUUUUCUCAUGGGGACAGAAUAAGAAUGGGCAGCUGGGAUUAGGUCGAGAUAUUGGAAACCAACCGUCGCCGCAGCCAGUUAGAUCUUUAAAUGGUGUUCCUUUUGUUCAGCUUGCAGCAGGUGGAGCACACAGUUUUGCACUCUCAGUCUCAGGGGCUAUUUUUGGUUGGGGAUCCAACAGAUUUGGCCAACUUGGCCUGAAUGAUGAAACUGACAGAUAUGUUCCUGCCCGGCUUAAAUCCCUACGAACACAAAAGAUUGUCUACAUUUGCUGUGGUGAAGAUCACACUGCUGCUCUUACAAAGGAAGGUGGAGUGUUUACAUUUGGUGCUGGAGGCUAUGGCCAAUUGGGGCACAACAGCACAAACCAUGAAAUAAACCCAAGGAAAGUCUUUGAAUUGAUGGGAUAUGUAAUUACACAAAUUGCCUGUGGAAGGCAGCACACACUAGCAUUUGUUCCAUCUUCUGGGAAGGUUUAUUCAUUUGGUCUUGGUGGAAAUGGUCAACUAGGAACUGGUUCUACAAGUAACAGAAGAAGUCCUUCUACAGUGAAAGGAGCCUGGAUUCCUUAUAGUCCCAAUACUCAAGACUAUUUUUUUGUGAAAAGAAUUUACUCUGGAGGAGACCAAAGUUUUGCAUAUUUGCAGAAUUCCAUGCCACCAGAUGACCUCAGGUUUCCUAAUCCAUCAAAACACAUACUAACAAUAAAUGAGCCAGUCAUCCAGAAAUGGAUGAGCUUUCCUCCAGGAAGGAUUCCUUCGGAGGCAGCCAAUGAAAUCGAUACUGUGUUCUCAUCAGAGGGCUGCCUAAAUGGAAGCUUUCUUGCCUAUAGCAAUGAUGAUCAUUAUAAAACCAGUUCCAAGUACUCAGGGAUUGACAUGAAUGCUGCUCGAUUACUAUUCCAUAGACUCAUACAGUCUGAUCAUCCUCGUAUUUGUCAACAGAUUGCAGCUAGCAUGGAGAAAAAUUUAAUUCCAAAUCUUUCCAAAUCCCCACCUGAUAUAGAAGCCUUGAGGAUCUACAUUACUCUUCCAGAGUGCCCUCCCAUGAAUGACGUCAACAAUUAUGUGACAUUAGCUAUUCCAUUCGCAAUGGCUAUUAUAAAAUUGGAAAAAAUGCCACUGAAAGUGCUUGAAAAUUGGUGGGCUACACUGGAACCUGCUUUCUUUAAGAAGGUUGUGGAACUUUAUAAGGAUGUUGUAGUAUUUCUUCUGAAAUUGGCUGAGGUUGGCAUGCCUAAUUCUGAGCAAAUAACAUGGAAUAAAUUUCUAAAAACUUCUCUGGAAGUAUUGGCAAUUCUUCAUAGGGUGAAUGAGAAAGCUGGGCAGAUAAUCCAGUAUGAUAAAUUCUAUAUCCAUGAAAUACAAGACUUAAUAGACAUCAGAAAUGAUUAUGUAAAUUGGCUUCAGCAUCAAGUAUAUGGAGUAUUGCUGGAUAUGCCAAUUACAAUCUGUACUUACCCAUUUGUAUUUGAUGCUCAAGCAAAAACCACGUUGUUGCAGACCGAUGCCAUGUUACAAAUGCAGAUGGCAGUUGACCAGGCACACAGACAAAAUUUUUCAUCCUUUUUCUUGCCUGUGGCUGAUACAGUUAAUCCUUGUCUUGUGCUGAUUGUACGAAGGGAACAUAUUGUUGAAGAUGCUGUGCAGGUUCUGAGAAAAAGCAAGAACGUUGACUUCAAGAAACCAUUAAAGGUUAUUUUUGUUGGAGAAGAAGCUGUGGAUGCUGGAGGAGUCCGUAAGGAAUUUUUCCUCUUGAUUAUGAGAGAUUUAUUGGAUCCUAAAUAUGGCAUGUUUCAGUAUUAUGAGGAGUCCAGGCUUAUCUGGUUUUCGUAUCAGACCUUUGAAGAAAUUGAUUUAUUUCAUUUGAUUGGUGUCGUCUGUGGUCUUGCCAUCUACAACUUCACAAUUGUUGAUCUGCAUUUUCCAUUGGCUUUGUAUAAGAAACUCCUAAAUCAGAAGCCUACUUUUGAUGAUCUGAAGGAACUGAUGCCUACUGUUGGCAGGAGUUUGCAGCAACUACUUGAUUACCCAGAAGAGGAUGUGGAAGACAUGUUCUCCCUCAACUUCACAAUUACAGUAGAAACGUUUGGUCUAACGGAAGUUAAAGAGUUGAUUCCGGAUGGCAGCAAUAUUCCUGUAACCAAAGAUAACAGACAUAAAUUUGUGGAUGCAUAUGUCGACUAUUUGUUCAACCAGUCAAUUGCUCCAUUAUUUGAUGCUUUCUAUGAAAGCUUUCACAAAGUAUGUGGAGGGAAAGUACUUCAACUCUUCCAGCCUAAUGAACUGCAGGCAAUGGUUACAGGAAAUACAAAUUAUGAUUGGAAAGAAUGGGAAAAGAAUACUGAAUAUAAAGGAGAAUAUUGGGCAGAACAUCCUACUAUCAAAUUCUUCUGGGAAGUGUUCCAUGAACUACCUUUGGAAAAGAAGAAACGUUUUCUGUUGUUUCUAACAGGUAGUGACCGAAUUCCAAUCCUUGGUAUGAAAAGCCUCAAAUUUAUCAUUCAACCAACUGGAGGUGGAGAUGAUUACCUUCCAGUAGCGCACACCUGUUUUAAUCUUCUGGAUCUGCCAAAAUACACAGACAAGGAAAUCCUUAAAGCCAAACUAGUUAAAGCCAUAGAUCAUUAUGAAGGUUUCAGUCUGGUAUAAAAAAGGAAGAAAAUCUUUACUAUUUUUGACUUUUGAGCUGAGGAAAGCCUUUGGAAAAUACGCAUCUUUCAAGAAAUGCUGUGGAGGAGAAAUAGAAAUGAACAAAAUACAGUAAAAAGCUUGCAAUGUCAAAUUAGCAAUUUGUAUAGAAUCAUGUACUGUAUAUGGUUAUCCUACAUAUUAAAAUUACAUUUACAAAUUAUGCUUAUUGAUGUUCUUAAUAACAUCAGAAGAAAUAGUAUUACCUUGCUCUUUAGGUAGAAAGUCUACUGGAGCUCUGGGAGACAGAAGUGCAGAUGCAUGAAAAAUUCACCUUUAAUUUUUUUUCAAUGUGUUUACAGAAACAAAUUCAGUUGCCUGUUUUUAUAUAAAAUUAGUUGAGAUCCAUAAUUAAUGUUAAGAUUUUUAUGAUAGGGUAAAAGCUUUGAAAAAAGUAUGUACAUGUUAUGGCACUGGCAUGCUGUAAAUAGGAGCUUGUGUUUAUAAAGUCUACUUCUGUAUAAUUCAUUGAAGAAUUUGGGUGUAAUUACUUAAAUUAUGAGCCUGUGUAUUCUGAUCAGUUUGUUCCUCACUGGAAUCUUGGCACAAAUUUAGCUAAGACCUAUGCAGAAGUAAGUAACAGGCAUAGUAUCAAGGAUGAGUUCAAUCCAAAAACUUUAAACACAAAUUAGAUGGAACAAUCACAGUAAAGGAUCUCUUUGUUCUUAUCCUAAAAAUUUAUUUCCAUAACAUUUUGAAUCCACAGAAUUCAUUUUUCUAGGACUCAUAUUUUAACAAAAGGGUAAUUUUCACAAAAGACAACACAGAUUAAUAAUCAAGAAUAUAUGUUAAAAUUAUUUUUGUAAUAAAUACAUAAGUAUGAUGAAAGAAUAUGAACUUAAAACUUCUAAAGCUGAGCUCUAGUGUUUAGGGAUUCACUUUUGUUUUUCUAGUGCAAAGCUACUUGUUCAACUACCAAUUGCUAACUUGCAUAUUUCCAGGAUAAAGUAUUUUUUAUCAAAUAAAAAAUGCAUUGUUUGUUGUUUAAAUGUUUCAACUUGAUUUAGAAAUGUCAUUGUGUGACUUAUUUUCUAGUAAAUUUGGAGAGUUGCUGGGUUUUAUCUUGAUCCAUUUGAGGAGAUAUGUAGAAGAGUACAACUUUGAAUUGAAAAUUUCAUUUUUGAUUAAAUUAUUAAUUUGCUUUAAUAUUUAA
Hypanus sabinus (Atlantic stingray) is the source of this 4491-nucleotide messenger RNA. RefSeq names its product HECT and RLD domain containing E3 ubiquitin protein ligase 4 (gene herc4). The record is from RefSeq and is a predicted model, not a curated record. The transcript has 24 exons. Gene Ontology annotation, molecular function: ubiquitin-protein transferase activity. The coding region runs from base 177 to 3299 and encodes 1040 amino acids. NCBI's taxonomy places the organism in Eukaryota, Metazoa, Chordata, Chondrichthyes, Myliobatiformes, Dasyatidae.